ACAGCCAUCGGCAUUCGCAACUCAUGAUUAACCUCAACAAUGCACCACCGUCUUUUUCGUGAAGACUUUCUGUUAUCCUCAAGAUCUGAUGGCGUCCUCAAUGUUCUGAACAGCAUCGGCACCGACUCUUGGACGUGAUAUGGCAACGUCUCAAGACUCUCACUGACACAGCCUGUCUUGAGACUUCAUGUGAGAUGGAAGGCUCACCAAACCAUACUUACCUCUCUCCUCCCAUCUCGGCAGCGUCUCCUGCUCCGAGUACAGCGGGUUCCUUCAUAGGUCGAAAUUCAAACCUACCUACACCUCGUACGCAUCCGCUGCGUUCCGGUUCACAGAAAGAAAUUUCCCUCAUCAACUAUCUCGAUGACAAGAUAUUGAGGAUUACGAGGAGAUAUGCCAAAAAAUACAGCAAUGAGAUGAUUGACAAGGAUGAUGCUCGAGGCUAUACCACAUAUGAUGAGUUCGUCUCAGACGUAGAUCCUUUGCUGGAUGUUGUAUGGGUCAGCGGAACACCAACAAUUCAAAUUCCCUAUCUUCUCUCGCUAGCAGGCCUAGCUUGCGCUUACCUGCCGGCAUUUCCAUUUUCAACGACUUUGUUCUACGUCACUGGAAAGAUCGACCUGGGAUUUGCUUCACUACUUCAAUCAUCUAUGGAGAGCGCCACCACGGCUAUUGCCGUCUCUCAUCACGUCUCUGUUACCGAGAAGGUUCGGAUCAAGUCCUUGGUCGAAGAAACGCGCAUUGCGGCUGUAAAUGUUGCCUUAGCUAGCGGUCAUGCUUCCAGUGUACACGAGCUUUCCGACGCAGACACUGAAGACGAUGAUGAAGACAGGUCAGACGGCGAGAACGACGAGCCAGACGAUGAGUCAAACAUGUCAAUCUCUCUUGGGCUGUCUAAAAUCUACAAGAGAACCCUAGAGAUUCUAGGCGAUUCGCUGGGUACCACUACUGAAGUUCAAAUCCAGGCCGACGACGACGACGUUGCCAUGUCUUAG
Exophiala viscosa is the source of this 995-nucleotide messenger RNA. RefSeq lists its product as uncharacterized. The transcript has 2 exons. NCBI's taxonomy places the organism in Eukaryota, Fungi, Ascomycota, Eurotiomycetes, Chaetothyriales, Herpotrichiellaceae. Bases 195 to 995 code for a protein of 266 amino acids. The record is from RefSeq and is a predicted model, not a curated record. Gene Ontology annotation, cellular component: transcription factor TFIIH holo complex.